AUGCUUAUGGACGCCCGUGGGGCUUCGCUCGGCUCCCAGAGCAAGAAGCAGCCCGGAAUGGAGGACGCCGGCGGCCUGAUCGGCCCCAGCCUCGCAGUGCUGCGCCUGAUGGGGCUGUGGAGGCCGGCCGCGGCUUCUGGGGGAGCGUGCGCCGGGGCGGCCGCCUCCCUGCCGGGGGCGCUCAGCUGCGUGGCCAUCGGCCUGCUCUCCCUCAGCUGCGCCUCCAGGCUCUUCAUAGACACGCCCACCGAGCUGACGGAGCUCACCGUCUGUGCCUACUUGUUCGUUAUAAUAACCGCUAACUUUGUCAAGGCAUGCUGUCUACUUCUUCAGCGGAACACCCUCCACGAGCUCGUGACACUACUGGCAGAAGCCAAAAAGAAGAACGUCAUCGAUGUACAGCAUAACGAAGAAAUUCGCAGCAGUUACGGACGGACAUCUGUCAGGCUGUACCGAUACUUGCAGGUCAUGAUCGUGGUAUCCUCGAUCGCCUGGCUCUUCGUGACGGUGCCGUUCCGCGUGUUUACUGCUGGAUCAACGAACAUCGACUGGCCAACGCCGAUCCCCAUCUGGCUGCCCAUCGACAUGCAGCUCUCCCCGUCCUACGAACUCAUCUACCUGGGCCAGGUGCUGUGCGCCGUGGCAACUGCGGGGGCGAUGCUGGGCGUCGACACGCUCUUCUUCCACCUGACGCUGAUGAUCGUCGCCGAGCUUCAGGUUCUCAACGACAAUAUUUCAGUGGUUGGGAGGGUCGCGUCACCCUACGAGAAGGAAGUCUUUUUCAGGGUUAAAGACGCGGGAGAGCAUCAGCAAAACUUUUCUGACGUCAUUAACAACGGACAGAAUGAAGGCGGAGCUUCUUUGUCGAACCCCCAAGCAACAAUCACGGAGAAGAACUAUUCUGAUUUAGUUGAAAUUAUACAGCACCAUCAAAUUAUAAUCAAGAUGGUCGGCUUGCUGCAGACAAUUAUGGACUAUUCAGUAUCGGUACUGCUUCUCACCAACGUGCUGGAUGUGUGCUUCUUAAUAUUCACCAUGUCCGAGGUAAGAAACAUUUAA
This is a messenger RNA of Schistocerca gregaria, 1059 nucleotides long. RefSeq lists its product as uncharacterized. The record is from RefSeq and is a predicted model, not a curated record. Lineage: Eukaryota; Metazoa; Arthropoda; Insecta; Orthoptera; Acrididae. Gene Ontology annotation, biological process: sensory perception of smell; detection of chemical stimulus involved in sensory perception of smell. Gene Ontology annotation, cellular component: plasma membrane. The coding region runs from base 1 to 1059 and encodes 352 amino acids. Gene Ontology annotation, molecular function: olfactory receptor activity; odorant binding. The transcript is spliced from 5 exons.